Messenger RNA from Chondrus crispus (carragheen), 408 nucleotides. RefSeq lists its product as hypothetical. The record is from RefSeq and is a predicted model, not a curated record. Bases 1 to 408 code for a protein of 135 amino acids. NCBI's taxonomy places the organism in Eukaryota, Rhodophyta, Florideophyceae, Gigartinales, Gigartinaceae. The transcript has a single exon.
AUGUGUAAGUGUGUUGAGUGUCCCUGUUCCAACCAUCUCUUAAGAGAUGGUUGGAAACAGGGAGGAAGAAGACAGGGGUACGGGAUACCGCCGUGGCUAUCCGAUCAGCACUUGUUUGUGGUUACACCGUCAAGUAGACCGAGGCCAGGCACUCUUCCUUGUGCUCGGUGGGAUGGCCAGAGACGACAUUGUUUCCUGCCGCGGCCAUUCUUGCUCGCCGGACAUUCUCACUCACCGGAGGUACGACAGUCAGAAACACGUUGCAACCUGAAUGUGAUAUAUACAUGUAUAGUGAAGUCCCUUCUGCAAUACACUGCAAUACAUUUCACAUACUUGUACGUGUACAAAAAAUGGCGGGAGAACGAGAGAACGAGUGUGUGUUUUGUUCACCGUCGAGGGCUUGGAUGA